AUGGGCAGUCAUCUGGCAUCUUAUGAAUCUGCCCAGGAAUUAGCAGAAUUAUCCAAUUAUUUGAUUAAGAGAUAUUCAAAAAAUUUCAAUACUUGGUUAUCCGGUUCUGAUCUAGAUUCUGAGGGUCUAUGGAUUUGGUAUAAUACUGGUGAAGUUAUGAUUUAUGCCGAUUGGUUUGAAGGUCAACCGGAUAAUUUUAUGGGUAUAGAACAUUGUGCACAUUUGCUAAGUAUUGGUAAUAAGUAUCGGAUGAAUGAUGAGGAUUGUAAAAGUCGUAGGAAUUAUAUAUGUCAAGCUGAUAAACCAGAAACUAUAGCUGUUAGUAUAGGAACAUUUUAGAAUAUUUCGAAAUAGAUUUCGUAUAUUUUAAAUAAAGAUUAACAUUAUCAAAUAUAUAUUGA
Molecule: messenger RNA, 401 nt
Organism: Lucilia cuprina (Australian sheep blowfly)
Lineage: Eukaryota; Metazoa; Arthropoda; Insecta; Diptera; Calliphoridae
Product: perlucin-like
Exons: 1
Coding region: 1-339 (112 amino acids)
Molecular function (GO): signaling receptor activity
Source: RefSeq, a predicted model, not a curated record